AUGCCACCGAAGAGAAGGAUACAGCUGGCGCUUUUUACGAUAGUUGACAGCGUCCUCAUUGCGAGUGCAGCGAUCCACAGACCUACACCGAAAUACGCUAGGAUGCUCGAUGACAUGGAAUCGUUUCUGAGAUUCCCUUGGGGGAAAGAGUCUUUCUUCCACACUAUUAUCACGACGAGGCCGCUGCGCAAUGGUAAACAUAAUGAUCCUAACAAGGUGUUCUGUGAUCAACUAUUGACGGGAUUAAUGCGGGUGACGGGCUUCCCACUGAUUCUUCAGAUAAUUGCGUAUAGAGCGAUACCUCUUCUAGCUGCGAAACUACCUAAUAUAUCGGACGAAACUCCGUUGUUGGAAAUUAGAAAUGAGGACAGUCCCAGACACAGACCCAUUUCGAUGGAUGAUAUAAUCGAAGUGGAGAACGAUCCCAAGGUGAAUCAAUUGGAGUGGCUGAUGGCGGAGAUGAAAGAGAGGUGUGAAGACAUUAAAAAACUGCAGCAACAGCAAUAUGAGAUGAAGAGGAUUUUGAAGGUCAGACGAGGUGUUGAAACGAGGCAACGUUCGUCACAGCUUUUCCUUUCAGCUAGGAAGAUGCAAAACCGCAGGCGCAGGAAACAAUUAAGGAAAAAAAACGAGACCGAUGAUGGAGAUGGAAACAUGGCUUCACUCUCUUUUGAGGUUAGUUUGAAAGAAGGCACUAAGUUGCCCCGCGAUUGGAUGGAGGAGCCUAACCUAUCUCCGGAGAAGGUAGAAGAUAGGUCACAGGAAAGCGGCGAGAUGGGUGGAUUGCUAAGUUCGGUUGGGAAAAAAGAGGGUGCGUUUAAGAGAAAAAGGGGCAUUUCUCCAUCCAGGAAUGAGAGGGAAGAGAAAGAAGAGUUAAAGAUGGGUGAUAAGGAGGUAGGUAUGGGAGGAAGUGACGUCGGGGAGAAAUCUAAUAUAAUUGGCUCCAUAGACGAGGUAUUACUGACGUCUGAUGGGGAGGCUGCUGCAAAUAUGGAGACUUCUGAUAAAACCCCUCCAGCUGAGCUUGCGGAGGAGAAAAUUGCCGCUGAAACCAAGUCUGAGCAUGCUUUCGCUGACCAUUUUCUAGCCUCUUCCCCCGUACAGGCAGUGGAGGUGGAGAGUCGGUCGUCCAGUGUCGACACCGGGAACACCAAGGGUGGCCACUGCAUUGACUCCACCCCGGAGGUAAUGUACAGGUCCAGUAGAUUGCCAGGCCGUGCUGGUACGAAUGUUGAUACAAUCUGUAUUAGUGAUUGUUCAGCUGUGUCAGAAUCAACUACACACAAGCCUACUGAAGUGGAAAGGGAGCUUGCACUAACAUUGCUAGCGAAACAAAGCAGGGCACCAGUCAGUAUCCUUCCCACAUUAGACGUUGACAUAUGGAAGCAAUUCGAGCGAACGCUUGACUCGUGUGGCUAUGUGAAACACCUUACGCGCAUGGGGAUCGAGAACAACAACAACUUCCUGCUUGGCCUGGAGAAACCUAUGAACUGGGUGAACACAAAGCAUAUUGAAUUGUUGAUGUCCUUUGUGGGGGAGAAACACGCUGAGCAUCUUGAGAAGGAAUGUGCUUGCUUUGCUGCCCCUUGGCUAAUGGACACGAUCGACAUUAAACACCGAUCAUGGAAAUCCAUAAGAAACAAGAAGGCUUACAGGUGGGAUGACAGGCUCCGACACUUCGUGCCAGCUCCAGGAAAAACAUGGAUCGCCGAUGUGGACACUGUGUACAUGCCAAUGAUAUGGCUGUCGAAGCAUUUGGUGGGGCUUGUGAUUGACCUGAAAAUACAAUGGGUGCAUAUACUUGACCCAGAUCCCAUGUGGAAAGAUGACAAGCAUGUUGAUAAAAUCAUGGACCCCGUACUUGAGUUCCUACCGCAUAUCAUCCGCAACCUUUGCUCAUCGCACCCUUCUCAACCCGCAGAUCCAUCGCCGUUUACGUGGCAUAGGGUGCAGAAUGUGUACAUCAACAAGAGAAGCGGGGACUGCGGUCCAGUUGCAAUGAAGUUUAUGGAAAUGCACGUUCUUGGGGAUCCUGCGCCGCAUAUGAGUGGAAUAACUGACGAGAUGGUUAAUGAUUUUCGGAGGCAAUACGCUAUGGACCUGUACAAGAAAUUGGUGCUUCCACUGUACGAAGAAGGAACUAAAAGGCCAGUAAUUUUCUGUUUACUCGACAGUCUUAGGCCGUCGAUGGAAGCGAUAUCGUCGACCAUCAACGAGGAAUAUGUGGAUGCGAAUAUGUGGAUGCGAAUAGGUGGAUUCGACUACGUGGAUGCGAUUACGUGGAUACGACUAUGUGGAUGCGACUAUGUGGAUGCAUAA
Thlaspi arvense is the source of this 2319-nucleotide messenger RNA. Lineage: Eukaryota; Viridiplantae; Streptophyta; Magnoliopsida; Brassicales; Brassicaceae. The record is from the annotation of a GenBank genome assembly.